AAAAGACACAUAACAAGGUUAGGAACAAAUCAACAAUACAAACAUUUUCUUAAUAAAUAAUUGCAAGACAAUCCAAGAAGUAGAGAAAUAGGGGUUUACCCAACCCACAUACUCCUUCAUAUCCUUCAACCAUACCCACCAAAGUUAAUUUCUUCUAUUUUAUUUUAUAUUGUAUACAACUACAACACUAGUAGAGUACCAAAUAUUACACUUUAUUGGAGCUUUAAAAGCUUGUCUCUACCGUUACAGAAUAAGAUACCAACUGUUUUCAACACUUGAAAGAACAACAAAGUACAAAACAACAAUCAACAACUAUCAACCAUGGCCACUGCUACCAUUGUUCAUGAUGAUUGUGAAGUUGGUUUUGAAGAAGGAAUGCUUUGGUUACCCUCUUAUGUUCUGGACGAGGUAUGUAUGAAAAACCAACACCAAAAGGUUCUAACCCAACAAAAAUUGCAUCACAAAUCAUUUGGAGAAUCACAAUCACAGUACUCAAAAUCCAUGUCAGGAUCUUUGUACCAAAAGCCAAAACUUACGAACCGUGGCAUUGGAAACGGAAUGCGAGCAAUAUUUUUAGAAUCAAGUCAUGGAUCAUGCGGUACAGGCGUAUUUUUACCUCAAAGAGCAGACACGAAGUUCCAACCACGAAAAAAGCCAGCUUGUGCACCUGUCCUCCUUCCCGCCCGAGUUGUUCAAGCUCUAAAUAUUAAUGUGCAUGCAUUGGGUGUGCAGAUAUCACCCCAGCAAGUUCAAAAAUACAAACCAAGACGUGGUGAAGGGCACACUAGUAAGUCAACAGAAAAGAAAAAUGAUCAGAAAGAUGGUUCUAAGCAAUGUAGUUUUAUAUCUCAGAAGCAAUGUUCUCAAAGGAUAUUUCUUCCAAAGGAAUGGACUUACUAGCUAUCUCUUCAUUUGGGAAUAAGAGAACAAUUAUAUUUGAGAGGGACAUAAAUAAAACAACUAUUUCUGA
Molecule: messenger RNA, 970 nt
Organism: Medicago truncatula (barrel medic)
Lineage: Eukaryota; Viridiplantae; Streptophyta; Magnoliopsida; Fabales; Fabaceae
Exons: 5
Coding region: 322-900 (192 amino acids)
Source: RefSeq, a predicted model, not a curated record